AUAACCAAAGCUCGCCCCUUUCUGGCUUUCAGCAACAGCCUCCCUAGACCCUCCUCCUCCGUAAUCUCGCUCUCCUCGACCGGCCGCUUCUCUAUCGCUCUCUCUCGUGGUCACGCUCGAUCGGCGAUUGCCUCCAUUGUUGACUUCAUAACUUGUAUAAUUCUAUCUUUCUCUCUAUCUCUGAUGUGAUCAGUGCUGUUCGUUUGCCAUUAACAAUUAUUCUCUAAGCUUCGGCCUAUAUUGAAUGGUCCUCGUUAGAUUUUUGGCAUGCAAGUGGAUCAUUUCUCUCUAGGAUGUAUGCUUCUUGCUGAUGUUCUUUAAUGUUUCAAGAGCGAGUAGAUUAAGUGGAGCAAACUGGGAGUCCUUAGUUCUACCCGUUAUUGAGUUUAGUAGUGUCUUUCAUCCUGGAAUCUUCAAAACUAUGAGAGAAAUCAAAGUGAAGGUGAAAGGAUCUUCUGGAUUGUGUACUCUUGCAUCUGAUGGAGAUUCUGUAUCAGUGGAUGAACAAAAAACAUGUUCCUCUUCCUCAAGUGUGCAAUCCACCCCUGAAAUUGAAAAGAAGUAUGUUCAUCGUGUUUACGAUGCUAUUGCACCCCAUUUUAGUUCCACCAGGUAUGCCAAAUGGCCGAAAGUUGCAACCUUUUUGAAUUCAUUGCCUGCUGGUUCUGUAAUAUUGGAUGCAGGAUGUGGAAAUGGCAAGUAUUUGGGUUUAAAUCCUGAGUGCUUUUAUAUGGGGUGUGAUAUUAGUGCACCCCUCAUCAAAAUUUGUGCAGAUAGAGGACAUGAAGUUCUGGUUGGGGAUGCAGUAAAUCUUCCUUACAGAACUGGGUUUGGCGAUGCUGCAAUUUCCAUAGCUGUGUUACAUCACCUAAGUACAGAGAAUAGGAGGAAGAAGGCAAUUGAAGAAUUAGUCCGAGUUGUGAAAAAGGGUGGUUUGGUACUAAUAACUGUUUGGGCUGUAGAGCAGGAAGAUGGAUCAUUGGUUGCUAAAUGGACUCCUCUCACCCAGAAAUAUGUAGAAGAGUGGAUAGGGCCUGGUAGUCCUCGGGUUCGAAGCCCUUCUUGCAUCACUUUGGAAAGCAUCCCAGAAAAUGAGGAAAACAACAAUUCUAAAGAGCAUGUAAAAGACACCAAGGGUAAUGGAGAUGGGGAGUUGAGUAAUGCUAUGGAUUUAGCCUCUCGAACUGAAAAUGAUUUCAUAGUUUCUGAAGAUGAGAGGACUGCAAAGAAUCAACAGGAAUAUUUUGUCCCUUGGCAUUUACCAUAUCAUCGCGCUGAAGUUAGUGGCGCAUCUGCUUGUGCUCUUGCAAAUGGUUUGGCCAAAAAAGAUGAUAAAAAGGGUGCUGUAGUGUACAACAGAUACUACCAUGUUUUCAGUGAAGGUGAACUUGAAAGGUUAGCAACUGGCAUGAAAAAUGCAGUAGUAGUAGAUCGAUUUUUUGACAAAUCAAACUGGUGCAUCAUUCUUGAGAAAACUUCAUGACAAACUAGUUGAUGCGUCAAGGAGUCUUGUGGGGAAUUUCUCUUGUAGUCAUUCUGGUGUAUCAUCCAUACCUUUGUGGUGAAGUUGAUCGUCGCUGAACUCUGCUUGAUCCACAGUGGGGUUGGUAGGGAUUUCAAGGUUGUUACCUGUUAGCUUAGCAAGGGGGAUUGUUCCUGCUAAAGGGGAUUUUUGUUUUGUUUUGUUUCUUCUUUUGAACAGUUAUUGAAUACAACUGAGUUUACCAAUGCUGAUAAUUAUUUGUUUUUUGUGAUCAAA
Manihot esculenta (cassava) is the source of this 1759-nucleotide messenger RNA. RefSeq names its product tRNA (carboxymethyluridine(34)-5-O)-methyltransferase. Gene Ontology annotation, cellular component: cytoplasm; nucleus. NCBI's taxonomy places the organism in Eukaryota, Viridiplantae, Streptophyta, Magnoliopsida, Malpighiales, Euphorbiaceae. Gene Ontology annotation, biological process: tRNA wobble uridine modification. The transcript has 2 exons. The coding region runs from base 311 to 1483 and encodes 390 amino acids. Gene Ontology annotation, molecular function: S-adenosylmethionine-dependent methyltransferase activity; tRNA binding. The record is from RefSeq and is a predicted model, not a curated record.